Marchantia polymorpha subsp. ruderalis is the source of this 3324-nucleotide messenger RNA. The record is from the annotation of a GenBank genome assembly. NCBI's taxonomy places the organism in Eukaryota, Viridiplantae, Streptophyta, Marchantiopsida, Marchantiales, Marchantiaceae.
GGGACCGGAAAGAGGUAGGGCUCGGUUGGAGUCGCGGAGGUAGAGUAGAAGCGGGUUCUUCACUGGGUUUAUCGUUACGAAUUUCGCGUCGUCGUGGCAGAAGUGCGGGGCGUGGGAAUCGAGGGGUUUGAGUUGCGGGUGGGAGAGGGCGGAUUUGGUAUUCGAGCGAGCGGUUUGACGAGUGGGGUUUGAGAACCACGUUAAGGAGGGGGAGUGGGUGGAGGAGAAGGACGAGCGAGAGGGGACCUCUGCUUUUGUAGAGCUGCAGGUGGUUUGCUAUCUUUCUGAUAGAUUGGUGGGAUAGAUGUGAGAUGGUCUCGUGAUUGGAGAUUGGGUCGUGGAUCUUUGCCCGCUGCAGCAGCUAAUAAUUUGUUUUCCCCCUUGUCGGUCUAGAGAGCCAUGCAAGCACCCGCUGUACCCGCUGUGCAGCAGCAGCAGCAGCACUGCCCCAUUUCCGUUACCUCCUCCGGCUCUCGAUUCACGACACCUGCCGUUGUUCAGGCCUUCAGAUUGUCGUCGUCGUGCUUCUUCCACAGUUCAUCCUCGUCUCUCAGAAUUCUGAGAUCACGUGCGGAUCAACCAUUGCGGAGAGCUCUCUCGAUCCCACAUCACCGCAUCGAAGCCAUGGUGCAGGAGAAUUGCCGCAAGUUCUGCACAUGAAUGAUUUGAGGAAAUUGAAGUUUCGGCAGAGUGAGUGUGAUGCGAUUUCUUUGCUUGCCGUGGCAUAAACUGGCAUCGGAUACGUUAUCCACUAGAAUUGAGCAACUUCCAGAUUGCUGAGUCCUAAUUCAAAGGACAAUGUAGCGGAGAUGUGGUGUUGUGGAAACUUUGGUGCUUCUGGUCAGCAUGCCCCGAUUUCAGAAAGUGCAGCGUGGGCGGACCUGAAGCAACACGUGAAGACUAUUGAAGGUACCCACUUGCGGAACCUUAUGCAAGACAACAAUCGUUGUGAAGAACUUAUCAAGGAGUACGAUGGAAUUGUGGUUGACUUAUCCCGACAGCGUGUCAUUCAUGACACUGUGGACAAGCUCCUCAACCUGGCCGAGGAAGCUAAACUCAAAGAGAAAAUCGACCAAAUGUUCGAUGGCGUCCACAUUAACGAAACUGAGAAUCGAUCAGUCCUACAUGCAGCUCUCCGAGCUCCAAGAGACGAGGUCAUCAACUGCGAUGGUCAUAAUGUUGUCCCUGCAGUUUGGGACGUGCUGGAUAAAAUUGAUGCUUUCUCCGACCAGAUUCGCAGUGGCUCAUGGCUAGGUUCAACUGGCAAGCCUUUGACGGACGUUGUGGCUAUCGGGAUUGGUGGGAGUUUUCUAGGGCCUCUUUUCGUCCACACUGCUAUGCAAACAGAGCCGGGAUGUGCUCAGGCUGCGAAGGGACGCAGGCUUCGCUUUCUAGCAAACGUCGAUCCUAUUGACGUCGCACGUGCUCUUCUAGACCUCAAUCAAGAAACUACUUUAGUGGUUAUUGUCUCAAAGACUUUCACAACUGCUGAGACGAUGUUGAACGCUCGAACAGUAAGGACCUGGAUCACAUCAGCCCUAGGAGUUGAGGCCGUAUCUAAGCAUAUGGUGGCCGUCAGCACAAAUCUUAAGCUAGUGAAGGAGUUUGGCAUUGACCCGGCAAAUGCUUUUGGAUUCUGGGACUGGGUUGGUGGACGAUACAGUGUUUGCAGUGCCGUUGGCGUGCUACCACUAGCCUUGCAGUAUGGAUUCAGCCAUGUGAAGAAGUUUUUGCAAGGCGCAUGGAGUAUCGAUGAUCAUUUCCGCUCAGCUCCCUUGGAAUCAAAUCUUCCUGUUCUUCUGGGUUUGAUGAGUGUGUGGAACGUUUCCUUUUUGGGAUGCCCUGCACGUGCAAUCUUGCCGUACUGUCAAGCUUUGGCAAAGCUCGCCCCGCACAUUCAGCAAGUAAGCAUGGAGAGUAACGGCAAGGGAGUUAGCUUGGAUGGUGUACCCCUGCCCUUUGGAACUGGUGAGAUUGAUUUUGGUGAGCCCGGUACAAAUGGUCAGCACAGCUUCUACCAGCUCAUUCAUCAGGGUCGUGUGAUUCCUUGUGACUUCAUCGGAAUCAUUAAGAGUCAGCAAUCUGUUUACCUGAAAGGUGAGCAGGUUAGCAAUCACGAUGAACUCAUGUGCAACUUCUUUGCCCAAGCUGAUGCGCUUGCUUAUGGAAAGACAAGGGAAGAGCUGGUUGCGGAGAAAGUUCCGGAGGCUUUGAUCCCACACAAGAUGUUUUCUGGGAAUCGACAAUCGUUGAGCAUUCUACUUCCCAACCUUACCCCAUACACUGUCGGUCAGUUAUUGGCCCUGUAUGAGCAUAGAGUAGCAGUUCAAGGCUGGAUUUGGGGUAUCAACUCGUUCGAUCAAUGGGGUGUCGAACUUGGCAAGAGUCUUGCCGGAAAGGUGCGCACGCAAAUGAACGCCGCUAGGACAAAGACCCAACCUUUGUCCGGAUUCAACUACAGUACUACCACACUUCUGACUCGCUAUCUUCAGGGGAAGACACAGCUUUUGUAUCCAGACCCCCAUGAUGUUUUUCCUUCCAACGUUCUUCCUGGAUUUGAGAAGUAAUCUGAUGAGUCCUGGCUUGACUGGAUAAUCGGUUUGCUCGACCUGACAUGCCAAACAUAAGCUUCUGGUGUUAAUAAGUGAGAAUUGCUUGCCUUGCCGUUGAACUGUGCUAGCAAAUCCAGGGCAUGUUGUUGUCAAGUCAUCCCUUCGAAGUCACAGAUCAGUUGUCAAAAUCCGGACAAUCAAUUUUGUCAUUGAUGUAAAUUUAUACAAGUGCCACGAAGCAUUCCUUACGAGGGAUCAAAUGAAGACCACUGUUCUUCUGUGGACUCAAUGCUCCCUCAUGUGUGUAAUGUGGUCUCAAUUCUACGUCAUUUGCCGUAUAACCCAGUUGGCAAGCCAAGUUGGAUUCUGCAAAAUAUAGAUAGGUCAUUUGAAAGCUCACCAGCGUGCACUUCAGUUAUAAACGUACGAUGAUAGGCCGGGGGGCUCAUGCGGAAUAAAGGUGAAGCUGAAGGUGAUUGAGAGCUGAUGAAAGUCUACGGCAAGGAUAGACCCAGUUCUUUAACAAUACCCAGCGAACAAGUGGAGCAAUGCAGACGGGCUAAUUCCAAUAUGAUCACAUCUGUCCUCAGCAAAUAUUGAGUGAGCUGCGUCCGCUGCGAUCACCUUCACUUUGUUUCUUACAGCGAUUAUUAGUCUCAUGAAGUCGUCAGUCAUGUAUCUUGACUUGAGGCAAAGAUUUUUCCUCUGGAUUCAUGACAUUGUCCCAUGGCUAAGGACUUUACGCAAUGAGAAAUUUUGUCAAUUCAACUUC